Molecule: messenger RNA, 1077 nt
Organism: Fonsecaea erecta
Lineage: Eukaryota; Fungi; Ascomycota; Eurotiomycetes; Chaetothyriales; Herpotrichiellaceae
Exons: 6
Coding region: 1-1077 (358 amino acids)
Molecular function (GO): nitronate monooxygenase activity
Source: RefSeq, a predicted model, not a curated record
AUGUCCCUCAUCACCACCCCCGUCACCCAGCUGCUGGGCAUCCAGCACCCGAUCCUCCUGGCUGGCAUGGGCCAGACGUCCGGCGCGCCUCUCGCGGCCGCCGUGUCGAAUGCCGGCGGCCUCGGCGUGAUCGGCGGCGUCGGAUACACGCCCAAGAUGCUCAGGGAGAUGAUUGAUGAACUGAAAGCCGAACUCAAGGACCCGUCCCUCCCCUUCGGCGUCGACCUGUUGAUCCCCCAGGUCGGCGGCAAUGCGCGAAAGACCAACCUGGACUACACCAAAGGCAACCUCGACGAACUCGUCGACAUCAUCAUCGCGGGCGGCGCCAAACUCUUCGUCUCCGCUGUGGGCGUCGCGCCCAGACACGUCGUCGACAAACUCCACAAGCACGGCGUGCUGUACAUGAACAUGAUCGGACACCCCAAGCACGUCCAUAAGGCGUGUCAGGCGGGCGCCGACAUCAUCUGUGCCCAGGGCGGCGAAGCUGGCGGACACACGGGCGACACGGCGACGAGUGUCCUGAUCCCCGCCUGCGCCGACAUCGUCAAGAACUACACCUCCCCCCUGACGGGCCAACCCGUGCACCUCGUGGCGGCCGGCGGGAUCUACGACGGCCGCGGCAUCGCGGCGGCGCUGAUGCUGGGCGCGUCGGCCGUGUGGGUGGGCACGCGGUUCGUGACGGCGCAGGAGUCCGGCGCGCCCGAGGCGGCCAAGCGCGCCAUCAUCGCCGCAGACUUCGACAGCACCAUCAAGUCGACCAUCUGGACGGGGCGGCCGCUGCGCGCCCUGGCCACGCCCUACGUGCGCAACUGGGAGGCGAACCGGCGCGACGAGAUCCUGGAGCUGCAGAGUCGGGGCAUCAUCGCGCUGCACCACGAGAUGGAGAAGCUGGAGAAGGUCGGCGGCAUCACCGAGGAGAUUGAGGACCAGUCGACGCUGAGACCCAUGGGCCAGGUCGCCGGCCUCGUCAACACGCCGAACCAGACGGCGGCCGAGAUCGUGGCCGAGAUGAUGGACGGCGCCGUCAAGGUGCUCAGCAGUGCCGCAGGGUAUUUGAGGCCGAGUGCCAAACUGUAA